Molecule: messenger RNA, 2494 nt
Organism: Silurus meridionalis
Lineage: Eukaryota; Metazoa; Chordata; Actinopteri; Siluriformes; Siluridae
Gene: yipf3
Product: Yip1 domain family, member 3
Exons: 9
Coding region: 233-1264 (343 amino acids)
Cellular component (GO): Golgi apparatus
Source: RefSeq, a predicted model, not a curated record
CGUGGUAUUUGACGCUUAGGGCUCAGACUGAAGCCUCUCCCCCUCCUUCUGCUUCCUGGUUCACCGCUGUGAUGUGGAAUGUUGCUGAAUGUUUCCUUUCAGGAGCGACCGUCCAAACAGCGCAUUUAACUACUUAACAAUAUCAUGAGCGUUCGUGCUCGUGUGUAGUUACACCGCCGUCACACAGCUGAGAAACUUUGUGUUAUAGUUGUCGUUUCCACCACGAGCUAAAAUGUCGGCGUCGGAAGGAGCCAAAAACACGAACGCGGAACCGUGGGGAGGUUUUGAUGACAACAUUAUGAUUCAGGGCAGUGGCUCGGCAGUUAUAGACAUGGAGAACAUGGACGACACCUCUGGCUCCAGCUUUGAGGACAUGGGGGAGAUGCACCAGCGUAUGAAGGAGGAGGAAGAGGUGGCAGCCGAGGCAGCAGCAACCGAGGACGACGGCGGAGAGGAUGGAGAGUUCCUCGGCAUGAAAGGCCUCAAAGGCCAGUUAGGAAGACAAGUCGCUGAUGAGGUAUGGAAAGCGGGAAAACGACAGGCCUCGAAAGCCUUUAACCUGUAUGCUAACAUCGACAUCCUCCGACCUUACUUUGACGUCGAGCCCAUUCAAGUGAGGAACAGAUUACUUGAGUCCAUGAUUCCACUCAAAAUGAUCAAUUUUCCACAGAAAAUUGCUGGGGAGUUGUAUGGACCAAUGAUGCUGGUGUUCACUAUGGUGGCCAUCCUGCUUCACGGCAUGAAGACUUCUGGAACUGUUAUUAGAGAGGGCACACUGAUGGGAACUGCCAUUGGGACAUGUUUUGGCUAUUGGCUUGGAACAUCCUCCUUUGUCUAUUUCGUGGCUUACCUUUGCAAUUCUCAGAUCACCAUGCUCCAGAUGUUGUCUUUACUAGGGUAUGGUCUCUUUGGCCACUGCGUGGUCCUUUUCAUCACCUACAAUGUCCACUUUCACUCCCUGUUCUAUAUUCUGUGGCUGGUAAUAGGCGGACUUUCCACUCUUCGAAUGGUGGCUGUGCUGAUUUCUCGCACUGUGGGCAAAACGUCUCGGCUCAUUUUGUGCGGCACACUAGCAGCACUCCACAUGCUUUUCCUGCUCUACCUGCAUUUUGCCUACCACAAGAUUGUUGAAGGUAUCCUGGACACCCUAGAAGGCCCCAAUGUUCCCCCCAUUCAGAGAGUGGCCAGAGAUAUCCCGAAUGUGGCCAGUGUUGUCGCUAAUUCCACAGUGAGAUCUAUGGCUGUAGUCAUACAAUCACAGUAAUCACUUAUUCUGAUGUUUUUUCUUUGGAAUGGAAAACGGAAAACUGGUUUAGGUGCAACUAAACUGGGAACGGACGAGUAGCAAAUUGAGUUCACACCUAGCACUUCAGCUAGACAUCAAUCAGUUAGAUAAACAUAAGAUAUGGUCAAUAUGGUGGUUUGCCGAACCAUUUCUAAUCUUCACUGCACAUGCGUCUUAACUGUAACAGUUUCCUGAGAGCAGGAAAAUUUGCUCCAAGUUGCUUUGAUUGGCAUUGGACAUAGAAUUUGUAUAAAAAAAAUCAACACUAAAGAUGCAUUCAUGUAGAUAAAGUGCCAUUACCUUUGACUUUUCUGACUGAUGCAUCACACAUUUAUUUAAAGACUUGGGCUUUUAAACACAGUGAAUUGUAUUUGAUCUCUAAUUUGCCAGUUUUAUAAUCACCAUCUCAUCCUGUGUAAUUCCUGACAUUUUCUGCUAACUGGGAAUUUCUGAGGAAGACCUUCAAAAUAAGAGACUCUACUAUUGCAUACAUAAUUCUUGUUAGGAUGACGUUUUUCUUUUCUUUUUUUAUUAAGAUUAUAAUAACGCUAUUGAGAAAUUAUACAUAUGCAAUUGUACCUGAAAAUGCACACUUUUCAUUUCUGGCUGAUAAACCUGGUCUCAUUUAUUUGAAAAGAAUAGGCGUGUGGUUGGGGAGACAUCUUUCAGUGAAUUCUAAAUUCACCAUUAAUUAUCUUAUACAUAAACCUGUAUAUACUGCAGAUUUACAGGAGUUCCACUGAAAAAUCUGUAAAACUAGCUGUGCUUUUUUUGUACUUUAUUUUGUGAAAGAAAAUGUUUAUUGAUCUAAAAAGUUUUUACAUGCUGUUUAAGUUCAAUUCCUUUUUCCAAAAUACCAACUUUGAUUUGAUACUAAAAAAAUGUAACAUGAGGAAUAAGAUUUUUUUUUUCUCAAGCAGAAACAUAUACAGUCAAUUUCCAUAUUGUACUUUCUACUUUGGGCAGAAAUUAAUUUAGUAUAAGCAGUUUCUUGAUGCAUAUAUGCAUUGUAUUUAUGAAUUCCUUUGUGUAAUGUUUUAAAAUCGGUUUUAUUUGAACAGUUGUACUCCUCCUUAGAUUAUGUGGGAGGAACUGUGGGUGUGAGAUCCUGAAUAUCAAUAUGUGCUCAUUAUUUUGUCUUCAAUGUGGACUUUGUAUUUAUAGGGUUGUUGUACAGAGAAAACUUAGAAUAAAAGUAAUGUAUUAAAA